AUGACCGUUCCGGCACAGCAGAGCACUUCGCAGGUGCGCAUCCACCUGCGCACCCAAAACCCCGACAUCCAUCUUCCCGACACCGGCCCAAUUUUGGUCUCGACUGAAUUCCGACGAUACCAACUAUCCACUCUGGUCAAUCGCCUGCUCGACACCCAACAGCCCAUUCCUCUUGAGUUCCUGAUCAAUGGCCAAUUUCUACGCACCUCGCUGGACGAGUUUCUAUCUCGGAAUGGUAUCAGCGGCGAGACGACUCUAUCCAUCGAGUACCUCCAGGCUCUCAUCCCUCCUCUCUAUGCCACGAGCUACGAACACGACGAUUGUGUCUCUUCUGUCGACGUGCUCUCCGCUUCAUCCCAUGCUGCAUCUUCGUUAACUCACAACCAAGCCAGCACUGUUCCCGAAAGGAUAUUAUCGGGCUCUUAUGAUGGCUUACUUCGGAUCUGGAACAUGAGCUCAGAAGUUGUCGCUACCGGUCAAGCCCACACUGCUGCUGUCAAGGAUGUCAAAUUCGUCGACCCCUCUCUGAUCGCCUCCGCUAGUGUCGACAGAACCAUACGAAUAUGGAAGUACGACGACACCAAGACUGGCGCCGUAUCUCUCAGCCCCACAUUAGAGCUGUACGGACACAAGUCGUCCAUCGACAACCUCGUCGUUCAUGCGCCGUCAUCAAGGAUUCUUUCUGCCUCGUCGGAUCACACCGUCGGUCUCUGGAGCACGAGCAAGCGGGAAUCCCCCGCUGCGUCAGAAACCCUCCUUCCCACAGCCAACAAACGCCGCAAAGUCUCCGACUCCAAGCCCGUAUCGCAAAGAGGCCCACUGAACCUACUGAAAGGCCAUCAGGGCCAGGUAUCCGACGUCUGCUUCGAUGGAAAAGACCCUACUGUAGCAUACUCUUCCUCCUGGGAUCAUGCAGUGAAGACGUGGGACCUCACAACCGGCACCUGUGUUGACACUCGCACCACGCCUCACAGUCUGUUCAGUGUCUGUCAUCUACCGGAAGCUGGCUUAAUAGCCACGGGCACCGCGAAUCGCUCCAUCACCCUCCUCGACCCGCGAGCUUCGGCAACAAGCAUCACCACCAUGACUCUUCGUGGCCAUACGAACGCUGUCGUCUCACUCUCUCCCGACCCCAACUCAUCGCAUCAAUUCGUAUCCGGCAGUCACGAUGGCACGUGUCGGAUCUGGGACAUCCGAUCCGUCAGCCUGGAAGCGGGCACCAAUCGAGUGGGAGAGAGCGUCUACGUGAUUGAUCGAGAGAGUGCAAAAGGACAGCCCAAGACGAACGCGGGAGAGGGAUUGAAAGUCUUUGGCGUAUGCUGGGAUCGAGAUGUGGGCAUUGUCAGCGGUGGAGAGGACAAGCGGGUCCAGAUCAAUCGAAGUACCCAGUGA
Neohortaea acidophila is the source of this 1392-nucleotide messenger RNA. Its product is annotated as microtubule-associated protein ytm1. Gene Ontology annotation, cellular component: preribosome, large subunit precursor. Gene Ontology annotation, molecular function: protein binding. The record is from RefSeq and is a predicted model, not a curated record. The coding region runs from base 1 to 1392 and encodes 463 amino acids. The transcript has 2 exons. Gene Ontology annotation, biological process: ribosome biogenesis. Lineage: Eukaryota; Fungi; Ascomycota; Dothideomycetes; Mycosphaerellales; Teratosphaeriaceae.